AUGGCAUCUGAAGACGAUAAGGUCGAGUUUGGCACGGCCAGUCCGCUGCGAAACCCUCUACGAAACCCGCAACCCCAUCCCACAAAGAAAUCGCCUGCCAGCAUAUUCAUCCCCAGACCGAAGCCGAAGCAACAACAGCCAGCAGCGAGUGCGCAGCGGGUAGGACAGAGGUCAAGCGAAUUUCGACCACCAGGCCAGCCUUCACAGUCCACCUCUUUGGCCGCAGCGCUCGGGUCCAUGAAGCUGCAACCCAGCCGAACCUCCGAUCCAGACUUCACCGAAAUAUCGAGACCUUCAAAUGCGGCACUCAAGACCAUUCAUCCUCCUGCGAAGCCGACUUUCUCUUCCAUGAAUCCCGGUCCGCAAUAUCAGGCCUUCGUCCCUCCUCGGAAUGUCGUUGACUUGACCAAGGCGGACGACGACAGCGAUGCAGAGCAUUUCGAGCCAGAUGCGGGAAUUCGAGCGAACACGGGGACGUUCGGCGCACAAGACCCAUACAUGUAUGUUGAUGCGAAUCAAGCAAGCGAAAACAUCAAAAACCUGCUCGAGGGUGCCUUUGAUGAUGAAGACGACAAGGGUAGGACCCGACUUCGGCGACGCGUCAAGAAGGUGGACAAGCAGGAGAAGGAGACAAACAGCCUCGCUGAUAAGCUCGCGGCGUUGAGUGUCAAGCAGACAGAAGAGGCGGCCGAAGAGGAUGGCGAAGAGGAGGAGGAGGAGGACGGCACUGUCGAUGGCAUGACCGUCAAGCUACUACCUCAUCAGGUGGAUGGUGUAUCUUGGAUGAUUGACAAGGAGAUUGGAGUGCGAAAGACAAAAGGGGUCCUGCCAAAUGGUGGCAUCCUCGCGGACGACAUGGGUCUGGGUAAGACUGUGCAGUCGGUUGCAUUGAUCCUCACAAAUCCGCGGCCGGCGCCAGAUGCGAAGCCAGAGCACAAGAAGCAGAAGUUACCUGGCAAAGAGAUCGGCAAAGGCACACUUGUCGUUGCCCCUCUCGCACUGAUCAAGCAAUGGGAGGCGGAGAUCAAGUCCAAAGUCACGCGGAGCCACGCGCUCAAGGUACUUGUACAUCAUGGACCAAGCCGCACCAAGUCCAGCGCGGAGCUGAAGAAGUACGAUGUGGUGAUCACCACCUUUCAGACUCUCACAUCAGAGCACGCCGGAUCGAACAUGACAGUGACGGGCGGUAGCAGGAUUGGCUGUUUUGGAGUGAACUGGUAUCGAAUCAUGCUCGAUGAGGCGCACAGUAUCAAGAACCGCAACGCCAAGUCUACACAAGCGUGCUACGCGUUGGAAGGCUACUACAGAUGGUGUCUGACCGGGACGCCUCUCCAGAACAAUCUCGACGAACUGCAAUCGUUGAUCCGCUUCCUUCGCAUAAAGCCUUACUGCGAGCUGCCAGCUUGGAAGGACGCCAUUACCACGCCCAUGAAGAGCGGUCGCGGUGGGCUUGCCAUGCGCCGUCUACAAAUCUUCCUCAAGGCCUUCAUGAAGCGCAGGACCAAGGAUAUUCUCAAACUGGAUGGUGCUCUCAACUUCGGUGGAAAGGGCGGGGAGAACAACGGCGGUAUGCAGAUUGUCAAGCGUGAAGUUCUGACGAUCGAAUGCGACUUCGACGCAGAGGAGAAGGAAUUCUACGAUCGAAUGGAGGAUCGGGCAGAUCGUCGCAUGCAGGACAUGAUGCACGAUGGGAAAAAGACGGACUACAUGGGCGCGCUUGUGCUGCUGCUCAGGUUGAGACAGAUGUGCGAUCAUCCGCAGCUCAUUGAGAUGGCCAUGACUAAGGACAAGGACGCCAUGACGACUGGUAUGCCAGUGUCUCAGCAGACCUCCAGAUCUGGCGAGGUUGAUGAGAUGGAUGCUUUGACUGCCCUGAUGGGAGGAGUAACUGUGCAGGCUAAGAACUGUGAUGUCUGCCAGGUCAGGAUGUCGGAUAGUGAGGCCAAGGGUGGAGCUGUGCGAUGUACCGAAUGUGAAGAGGACAUUGCAGCGAUGAAGAAGCCCAAGAAGGAGAAAAAGUCGAAGAAGACAAUCAAGGAGCAGAAGAAGUCUGAGAUCAAGCAUGAGCCUCGCCGAGUCCGCAACCGCAAGAUCAUCGACGACAGCGAUGAUGAGGAGGAAGGUACCGGCGAGUGGAUCGCGAACGAGCCCGAGAGUAACGUUGACUUGGGUCAAGCUGGCGGUACUGAUGAUGAAGACGCCGAUGGCGGUGGUGAGAGUCUCAACACUAUCGACUCGGACAGAAGUGAGGACGACACUUCUGACAUUGAGGACUCGCCACCUCUUCGCCAACUCCUCCGCAUUCUACACAAGGAGACUCCCGAUCACAAAGUGAUUGUUUUCUCGCAAUUCACCACCAUGCUCGACCUGAUCGAACCCCACCUCAAGGCUACCAAUAUGCGAUUCGUGCGCUACGACGGCAGCAUGCGUCCGGACGCCCGCGAACAAUCCCUCAACUCCCUAAGAUCCGACGCUAAAACUCGCAUCCUGCUCUGCUCGCUCAAGUGCGGCAGUCUCGGCCUCAAUUUGACAGCUGCCUCCCGCGUCGUCAUUGUCGAGCCAUUCUGGAACCCCUUCGUCGAAGAACAAGCGAUCGACCGCGUGCACCGUCUGAAUCAAACCAUCGAUGUCAGAGUCUUCCGCUUGAAAAUCCGCAACAGCGUCGAAGAGCGUAUCCUUGAACUACAAGAGAAGAAACGCGAACUCGCCAACGCGGCGAUCGAAGGCGGGAAGGGCAUGGGCAAAUUGUCUAUGCAGGAUAUUCUGGGUCUCUUCAAGCGCGAUGCAGAGCAUGGGGAGCAUAGCGCAGAGGAUCGAAGGUAUCAUGAGAGAUUUGGUGGAGAUCAGAGACUCUUGGACUCGAACAGAGUGAGCAGUCCGGUGAAGAACACCGGAGUGUAUGGAGGUGGGGGUACGAGUGCGCCUCGUCAACCGGCAGCGAAGAAGCCUGCGCCCAGGAUGCACACCGAACAUGAUGUUUACGGGAGGAGGUGGUAGAGUGGGAGAAGACGAGUGAAGUGGGUGUUGACAACUUGGAUGCAAGAUUAUGAGAGGGCCCUGGCCCAUUGUAGUAGACUAGAUACACGCGGGUUGGACACCAUCGGGCCGAGCAUGCGACUGUCGAUGUCCAUCAUGGUGGUUGACGAUGAUCCGCUUCAAUGAGACAGGGCGUUGCACAUACAACACUUGGCCUCAAACGGCGCUGCUCGGACAAGAAGCC
Molecule: messenger RNA, 3220 nt
Organism: Zymoseptoria tritici IPO323
Lineage: Eukaryota; Fungi; Ascomycota; Dothideomycetes; Mycosphaerellales; Mycosphaerellaceae
Product: SNF2 family DNA-dependent ATPase domain-containing protein
Exons: 2
Coding region: 1-2997 (998 amino acids)
Cellular component (GO): cytoplasm
Molecular function (GO): ATP-dependent chromatin remodeler activity; ATP binding
Source: RefSeq, a predicted model, not a curated record